Messenger RNA from Syzygium oleosum, 1101 nucleotides. RefSeq names its product nuclear speckle RNA-binding protein B-like. The record is from RefSeq and is a predicted model, not a curated record. Gene Ontology annotation, molecular function: mRNA binding. The transcript has 6 exons. The coding region runs from base 112 to 795 and encodes 227 amino acids. Lineage: Eukaryota; Viridiplantae; Streptophyta; Magnoliopsida; Myrtales; Myrtaceae.
UUUAAGAUAUAAUAAUCCAUCCAAAUUGCCCCAGAUUUCAACACUCACGUAAUUGACCAGCGUCCCCCGCACGCACGCACGCAGGCGAAAGCUCUGCGCUUUGGCGCUUCCAUGGCCGAUCCCUACUACGCUUACGCUGCUCCCGCCGCAGACCGAGCUACUGUUGCCAGGGCAAGUUUUCCUGGCUAUUUGUCAUCUGAGACGCCAUCAUUAGCAUCUCAUCAUGCAUUCGGCUAUGAAGAUCUACGCGCUUUUCCUUCAGAUGCUUUGCAGAAAGAUGUAAAUCCAGUAAGACCAGGGACAUAUGGCAUAGAUGAUAUUCUAGGAAGUGGGAUACGUCCUGAACCUGGAACCGGACGAUUAGCAGCUGGCACAAGCCUUAAGGGCUAUUCAACUCCUUUAGAAGAUCCAGUACUUCAUCAAAGGCAAGACUUUUCAGCAGGCGAAAGGUCAAGUUCCUUGAGGAAUGUUGACAGCUUGACAGCACCCACAAGAGAAUCGAAUAUCUUGUUUGUCCAUGGUCUUCCAACUGACUGUACCAGAAGAGAAGUAGGCCAUAUGUUUCGACCAUUUUAUGGCUUCAAGGAUAUCAGAGUUAUCCAUAAGGAGGCCAGACGUAGUGGAGAUCGGGCUUUGGUGUUGUGCUUUGUUGAGUUUGUGGAUUCCAAAUGUGCUUUCACAGCUAUGGAAGCCCUUCAAGGUUACCAGUUCGAUGACAAGAAACCAGACUCCCCAGUCUUGAGGAUUCAAUUUGCACACUUUCCUCUCCGUCUACCCUCUGAAAAAAUGAUGUAGAAUGGCUAGAAAGCCAGGUCUGAUCUGAGCAAAUGGAUGUGAUAGUGAUCAAUCUGUAAUGUGUUACCCGAUGACGUGUAGACUAGUGUGCAUAUCUCUGAUUUUGCUAGCUUCACAUCACUGGGCCGUUGGAGCUAAGGAUAGAAGCAGGAAUGAGUUUUUCCUUUUAUAUGACUUGACCUAUACUUGAUCAAACUGUUCGUGAAUAUCACAAAAGAGAAUUUUCUGUCUGAUGUUCUUGUAAAGGAAACAGAAAUUUCACUGUGGUCUUGAUGAUUAUUCAGGAUGAGUGCAAGAUCUUGUCAA